Molecule: messenger RNA, 958 nt
Organism: Dermatophagoides pteronyssinus (European house dust mite)
Lineage: Eukaryota; Metazoa; Arthropoda; Arachnida; Sarcoptiformes; Pyroglyphidae
Source: RefSeq, a predicted model, not a curated record
AUAUAAAUAAGCUGGACAUAAUCAAGACAUCCGAUAUACUUUUUUAUUUUUUUAUUUUGAACUUAAAUACCUAAAACAAUUCGAAAAAGAAUAGCUGCAAAAUAUGAAAUCUUUACGGGUAUUAUUUGUCUUCAUUAUAUUGUUCAUUCUUGGUUAUCAUCAUCAUAACAAUGUUGUUCAGGCAGCAAAAAAUCGUAAUACUGUCAAACGAAUCAGAUCGGCUUGUGAUCAUAAAGCAAUGGAAUCCUGUAGCAAAAAAUUAACAAUGAUUGGUGAUGAAAAAUUUAUCUUUCCAACGAAUAUAAAGCAGAUGGAAAAACGAUGUCGUGAUAUAAAACCAUUACAACGAUGUGUGAAGAAUAAUGCACAGAAUUGUUAUGAUCCGGAUACAAAUCGUUAUAUAUUGAUCCUAUUAUACAGUAUAACCAAAACUAAUCGUGCUUAUUGUCGUAAUAGUAAAAAACGACAAUCAUUUUUAAAUUUUGGUAAAUGUGCCAAUAAAAAUAUUAAACAUUUGAACAAAUAUAUGGCACAAUUGAAUCGAGAUUUUCAUUCAAUCAGACAUUUGAAUAAAGAACAAAAUAUGGCUAUACCAUUGCUUUGUUGCAAUUAUCACAAAUUCAAAACUGAUAUAGAAAACAUGUUCCAAAAUGAUUGUCCGGAAAACUUACCUGAAGUUGAAAAUAUACUAAAUGGUUAUGUGGGUGAUUUAUUGAAUGCCGGUUGUGGUGAUUAUGGUGAUGAUAAUGAUCGUUGUGAUUCGGUGAUUGAAAAAACACCAAAUUGGACUAAACCAUUAGAACAUAAAGAUUUUAUUAUACCGCUUGUUCAGAUUAUUGAUCAACUUCAAAUGUCGAAAAAUGAAGAGGAAGAUUGAUUUAAAAAACCUUAAAUUUUUUUUGCAUCAAAUAAAAAAACAACAAAAUCAUUGAUUUUUGAAUCUCGAGACAAAAAUUUU